UUACGUAUAAGUGGCACCUAGCCGUCCACAGAUGAAAAUGUCAAAUAUGCUGAUAACUACACAUAGUAUAUACUAAAGCCUUCCUGCAUCAGAGCUGCACUCCAUAAAAUAUCAGCCUAGCUUUGGCCUUAUUCAAUUCCUGGAAAAGGACUAAGCCUCAAGCCAGAAACUAAGUUAGCCUAAAACCUAAUUCAAAAAGGAAAUCCAAAAAGCAAAGUUGAGUAUUCUUGUUAUUUAUAAUUACUGCAAAGUCUUUCUCUGAUUGUAUCUGAAUCACCAUGGACAUUUCAUACUACAUCCUCAUCUUCACUUUCCUUUACUUGCUAAAGAACCAUUUCCUUAGAAAAUUCCAUAAUCUCCCACCAAGUCCCUUUAUUUCUUUGCCCAUAAUAGGCCAUCUAUAUCUCUUCAAGAAACCACUCAUUAAAACAUUAGCUAAAAUUUCAGAAAAACAUGGUCCUUUGCUUCUCCUCCGAUUUGGAUCGCGCCCUGUCCUCCUUGUCUCUUCCCCUUCUCUUGCAGAGGAAUGUUUCACCAAAAAUGAUAUCGUCUUUGCCAACCGUCCAAGAUUGCUAGCUGGAAAACAUCUUGGUUACAAUUAUACCAGCCUUGUUUGGGCCUCCUAUGGCCAAAAUUGGCGCAAUCUAAGGCAGAUUGCUACUCAUGAAAUCUUAUCCACUCAGAGAAUUCAAAUUUUUGCUGAAAUCUAUAAAGGUGAGGUUCGAGCUCUGCUUCAACGACUCGUUAGGGGUAAAACCAGUGAUGGAGCUUCUCACAUAGUGGAUAUGAAAGCGGCUUUCUUUGAGAUGACACUUAACAUUCUGAUGAUGAUGAUUGCUGGAAAACGAUACUAUGGUCGUUCUGCUAUGGAGGAAUCUAGGAGCUUCAAAGAGAUUGUUUCAGAAACUUUCCAAUUGAGCGGUGCAACAAAUAUAGGAGAUUUUAUGCCACUUCUUAACUGGAUAGGAGCAAACAAACUUGAAGAUAAGUUGAAGUUACUGCAGGAGAAGAGGGAUAACUUCAUGCAAGAUUUGAUUGAAGAGCACAAGAACAGCAGAAAGGGAUCUUCUUGUGAGCAAAAGAAAAACACCAUGAUUGAUGUUCUUCUAUCACUCCAAGAUUCAGAACCUGAUUAUUACACAGAUGAAGUGAUAAGGGGCAUGGGACAAGUCAUGUUAUCAGCAGGGACAGAUACUACAGCUAGCACAAUGGAGUGGGCAUUAUCACUUCUUCUGAACAAUACUGAGGCACUAAAGAAAGCUCAAAAAGAAAUAGACACUCGCAUAGGACAGUCAUCAAGAUUACUUGAUGACUCAGACCUUUCUCAACUCCCUUAUCUCCAUGGGAUCAUAAACGAAACUCUCCGAAUGUACCCAGUGGUUCCGAUUCUUGUGCCACAUGAGUCCUCGGAUGAGUGUACCGUUGGAGGUUUUCAUGUCCCCCGUGGGACAAUGUUGCUGGUGAAUAUGUGGGCAAUACAGAAUGAUAAUAAGACAUGGGAAGAGCCAAAUGAGUUUAAGCCUGAAAGGUUUAUCGAUAUCAAAGGGCAACGAGAUGGGUUCAGGCUAAUGCCAUUUGGAUAUGGCAGGAGAGGAUGUCCAGGCGAGAAUUUGGCAAUGCAUGUAGCUAGUUUGGCAUUGGGAUCACUUAUUCAGUGUUUUGAAUGGGAGAGAACAAGUGAAGAGCUGGUUGACAUGACUGGAGGACCUGGACUCACUAUGCCUAAGGCUAUACCAUUGCUAGCAAGAUGUAGGCCACGCCAAAAUAUUGUUAACCUUCUAGCUUAGUUGUAAUCAAGUUUCUUCCCUGAGCUUUCUUUUCAAACAAAACUAAUAAACAUAGACAAACAACACAACAUUUGUCUAUCUACACUAAGUACACAAAACUAAGGAAAAAGUAACAUCUAAAUUUAAGUAGUCUGCUAAUUGUUCACAGCUUGCAGGACAUGAUCAGUAAUUCUUGCAGAGGGCUGGCUUCCUGUUGUAGCUUAUAUCUUCUUAGUUGCUAAUACAACUGCUAGUACGUUGCAAUCCCAAACUUUUAGUUGCUAAUAAAUAGUAACAUCUAAUUUAUGUUACACCUUGUGCCUUAGUUUGUGCCAUACCUGAAUACAAAUAUGGCUCAAUUUAUGCAUUGAAGUGAAUCCUCGUGUACGAGCAUGCAUCAGCAUUCAUCAAACAAGAGCUCACUGUUAUAGUGGUUAUGACUCGCCAUGUAUGUUCAAAAUGUAAUUGAAGCUGACCAUG
This is a messenger RNA of Nicotiana attenuata, 2246 nucleotides long. Its product is annotated as isoflavone 2'-hydroxylase-like. The record is from RefSeq and is a predicted model, not a curated record. Gene Ontology annotation, molecular function: iron ion binding; heme binding; oxidoreductase activity, acting on paired donors, with incorporation or reduction of molecular oxygen. The transcript has a single exon. The coding region runs from base 279 to 1787 and encodes 502 amino acids. NCBI's taxonomy places the organism in Eukaryota, Viridiplantae, Streptophyta, Magnoliopsida, Solanales, Solanaceae.